GUGUGGAAAAGCGACAGGAGGUAUGAGGAAUACUCCGCGGCUAACGAUAGCAACGUGCACAAAUAGGGAUUUAUUUCACUUUUGGUCUUCUCUGACACUCUGGAGGUCUACCAAAAGCUGCAAGAGGACAUAAUUUCGGCUAAAGCCCUCGGUUAUUCUGUUACACUCCAACCGAGGCGAGCAGCGAGAACGAGAGACCCCCGCUAAUCCCGAGAAGAGGGGAAGCGGCCUGCUUUUGUAGCCGGCUUCCCGGUGCAGCUCAGACGGCGAGCACUGUCACCAGAGCCCGGUGCUUCCGCUGGUUUAUUUUUCUUUACACCGACAAAAGCGCCGUUGGGUGGAAAUUAUUUUUGUUUUAAUAACCACAACGUCUCCAUCACCCAUUUCCCUUCAUAUCGACGUGCUGCUGUCGGUAUUAGUCGCCCAGGAGGAGCGUUUGAAGCCGGGGCGGCCUGUUUUGUUUUCGAGCCGCCUUGAAUCUCCGCGAACAAUAACACAACCAUAACGAGCCUGCUGGGGCUGCACUGCCGAGCCAAAUAGGAGAUACGGCAGCCUCGGUGUGAGAUAAUAAAUGCAUUGUGUGACACUAGCGCUGGACGGACGUGAAGACCCGGGACGAGCAUGCAUGUGGACUAUGGAAUUAUCGAAGGGAAACCACUGCAAACCGGAGCACUUUGUCACGAAAGCCCCUGUUUGAAUUUCGGAGCUGCUGCUGCUAGCUAACCAGCUGUAAGUAACGUUAAAAGGCCACUGACGGAGGAAAGAGCGCCACACGAUGCUUUGUCUAAUCAUAACUCACGGAUUGUAUGGAUUCACACAGAACCGACUUGGGUGAAUAUAUAUGCAUGCACGGCCUGCUUGCCAAUGCACUUGUAAUCUUCCCGAUCAAACGCAGCAGUGCAUUCAGAGCUGGGACAUCACAUUGAGGAUGGAUUGGAUGUGACUUGGGAUGAGUAACCUCGAUUGCUCCCUGCGCAGACUGCUAUAUAUGUGGGAUUUACCGACGGGGAACUGAAGCAGUUGUAUCCACAUAUGCUCUCCUCAAAGCCACCAGACUCCGUUGAAAAAAACAGUGAUUUUACCGGACAGAACCCAGGAGUUGCUGGUCUACCGCCGCCGCCAUCGUUUAGUUUGUAUGUGUUUUUGUGUGACUUUGGUGUUUUAACGUAUUAAUACAUCUUAACGGACCGCACCGGACGGGAGCCCCGGGACAGGCAGCUGAGAUGAACCCGGUGAAUGCGACCUCUCUCUACGUGUCCGCGAGCCGUUCGGUGCUGCAGUGCGACCCCCGAGACCCCCGGGCCCUUGCGGAGCUCUGCAAGCUGCUACCGUUUUUCCGUCAGUCCCUGUCCUGCUUGGUUUGCGGUAACUUGCUGCAGGACCCCAUCGCCCCCACCGACUCAUCAUGUCAGCAUUAUGUCUGUCGAGGCUGUAAGGGUCAGAGGAUGCAGCUGAAGCCAUCCUGUAGUUGGUGUAAGGACUAUUCCCGCUUUGAGGAAAACAGGCAGCUCUCCUUGCUUGUCCACUGUUACAGGAAGCUCUGCCUCUACAUUACCCAGUCGCCGCUCGCUCCACACAUAGCCAGCGCAGCGAGCGACUCACCAGACCUCCAGGCCAUCCUCAACGAGGGCCUCACUCUGGCUGAGAGCGAGCCAGAGGCGGAGGACAUUUCAGAUUCAGUCAGCCUGUCGCAGACGGCCUCCUCCUCCGAUGUGGUCCAGCCUGAUGAAGCUCCACUAACAAAGGAUCUCAAGGUGGAGGAACCAAGCCCUGUCAGCGUAAACGGGCUGCACGAUUGUAACGGCCUGGUCAGUUCGGACACACUGCAACCCAUCACCAUAGAAACAAGUGGAGGUGUUGCAAAGCAGGAGAGCUUCUCAGAGGAGAUCCCAGUGUGUGUGAGCGUCACAGGGACUGGGGAGGCAGGACUUUGUGACAUCAGCACUUUUGGGGAUGACCUGAAACAUGGCGGGGGGUCGUUGUUGUUGAGUGUUGAGGAAGUGCUCAGGACUCUGGAGACAGACACUGACCCUGACCCCAACCCCCAGCCAGACUGCCCCCCCUCUGUACCUCAGUCCAGCCUCAACGGGCCUCACUGCCCUGGCCCUGACUCCUCCCGCCUCAUCCCCUCCCUCCCACGAGGGAACAGCCCUCGCCCACUCCAACCUCACCCGCAGCCUUCACUGCAACCUCCCCCUCAGCCUUCCACUGUCAUCCCCUGUGUCCCCCCUCGGUACCACCGCAAACGCUCCCGCUCAGAAAGCGACAGUGAAAAGGUGCAGCCCCUUCCCAUCUCUAGCCUCUUGCGAGGUCCUCCCCUCGGUGCCAACAGCUCCCCCUAUCACCCUAACCCCGGUGCUACCACCAAACAGGAGCCCAAGUUCCCACAAGCCACGCCCCACCCACACCUGGCCCCAGUGCCUAACGGUGGUCCCCCCAAGGUGGGCAAGACUGUGCUCGUCCCCAACAAGGCGUUGAAAAAGCCAGUGGAGCACCAUGGGGGCCCCAAAAAGGCUUACACCAAGGCCAGGCAGGGGGCCCCCAAGCCCCGUGCACAACCCCGUGACAGAGUACCCCCACACCCCCAUGCUCACCCCCUGACACACCCACCCAGCCCCUCGAAGCCACUGUAUAAGAAGCCUGUGGAGAAGAAGGGCUGCAAGUGCGGCCGAGCCACACAGAACCCCUCGGUGUUGACCUGUAGGGGGCAGCGCUGCCCUUGCUACUCCAACCGCAAGGCGUGUUUGGACUGUAUCUGCCGUGGCUGCCAGAACUCCUACAUGGCCAAUGGAGAGAAGAAGCUGGAGGCCUUCGCUGUGCCAGAGAAAGCUCUGGAACAGACUCGUCUUACGCUGGGCAUCAACCUCACCAGUAUCACCGCAGCAGCCCUCCGUAGCCCGGCCACCAGCUCACCCGGCAACACCCUUCUCAACGUCACCACGGCUACAGGGGCACCUGUCACGGCCACCUUCCUAUCGGGGGCCGGGCACGACAACAGGGGCUUUGACGAUUCACUGGAGAUGCGGUUUGACUGCUGAGGUCUCGCCCCUCCUCCGGUCAGUCACAUUCCCCGCCCCGCCAGCUGGGCGUUAUCCAUCUGGGCGUUAUCCAUCUGGGCGUGCCAGGGACCUGCAGUGGCGGAGCCAGAACAAGGCAGCUACAGUGACAGGCGAUAGUGAGGGUCACCAGCUGAAGCUGAGGAGUCACCCUCUACCCAUCGCCCGAAACUGCACCAUGCUUGUGGUCUUGCAUACAGAUACAGUGUGAAGAAGAAAGAGGAGAUGUAGCGUUACUGUAUGUUCAGAGAUUUCCUUUCAGUGCGGAUAGUUUUUGUUUUCUUCUCUACUAUGGGUAAUGUGUAGAGCAUGUUGUGUAGCUAAGUUGGGAGUGUUGACCACGGUCGCACGCCGUUUUGUGUGUGUGUGUGUGUGUGUGUGUGUGUGUGUGUGUGUGUGUGUGUGUGUGCGUGUGCGUGUGCACAUGUGCGGGCGUGCAUGUGAGUGUGUAUGUAUGAGGGGAAGGGUUUGGCUUAGAGAUGAACUGUAUUAGCAGGAACAGAGACAUCAUCAUCAUCAUCAUCAGAGACUGGUGUAAUUUAUAUAAAAGAAAACUUUUUGUACAUGGACGUUUCAGUUUCCAUUUAAGAAGACGUUUUAUGAUAUAUUUUAUAAGUUACAUUAAAAACCAAUGGAAGAUGGUGCAGGGGCAGAGCUGCAUUCAACCAGAAUAUUUUCACACAGGUAGAUUGUAUUUUGUCAAUUCUGCUCCACCACUAGAAAUUACAGAAAAAGACUCUUGAAGAACACAACCUCAACAUAAUGCUAAAACAUAAACAUUUACAAUAACAUUUUUGAUAACUUUCACUGCAAGAAGCAGGACAUGAAUUUAACACCACCAGCCAAAUGUAAGUUUCAGUUUUGUCUGUUGAAUGUUUAUACUCUGUGAGCCACUGUCAGACACCCACACAUUAUUCUAAGAUGUUAUUGUAUACUAAAAACGUAUAUAAAACUGAUAGGAUGGUGAAUUUAGAGGUCAACCAACCAUUGUGGCUGGUGGAGGACAGAACUUCUGUCUCUGGUUUGCUGUUGGAUUAUCAAGGAUGUAAGUUAACCUGUUUAAUCAUUUGUGUGUUCUUGUAUUCAGCACUUUUCCCACUUUUUCCACACACAUCUUAAAACCACCACAUUUCUGAUCUGUCCUUGCUUGUGUUAAAGACUCUGGUUGAUUGCAGGCCCCGCACGUUGUUAUUCACAAGUUUUUGGUUUCUGGAAGCUACACACUUGCUGCUAAAUACCACAAAGGACUCUAGAAGGAGAGCACACCUGUUUUCCUCGUUUUUUGUUUUGUUUUGUUUUUUUAUUUUAAUAAGUUGCGUUAACAACAUUUGCAGUAUUUAUUGGACGUCUCCUAACAUAGGUUAAGUGUGGGGCGGCGGUUUCGCCCACUCUGCCUGUUGAGUCUGUCGAUCCGGUCGGGACUGUUCCUGUCUCAGUUAAGUUGCUGUCUCCUUCUUAGUGUUAGUCUCUAAAACAGUUUUUGUUCUCCCUCGGGGCAUUUAAAUACCUGUAAUAUAACUGUAACAUAUUUCCACAAAAAAGAAAGAAAAUCAAAAACUUA
Epinephelus lanceolatus (giant grouper) is the source of this 4617-nucleotide messenger RNA. It is a transcript of the gene msl2b, whose product is annotated as MSL complex subunit 2b. The record is from RefSeq and is a predicted model, not a curated record. Gene Ontology annotation, molecular function: ubiquitin protein ligase activity. Gene Ontology annotation, biological process: protein ubiquitination. Lineage: Eukaryota; Metazoa; Chordata; Actinopteri; Perciformes; Serranidae. Gene Ontology annotation, cellular component: MSL complex.